This is a messenger RNA of Racocetra persica, 209 nucleotides long. NCBI's taxonomy places the organism in Eukaryota, Fungi, Glomeromycota, Glomeromycetes, Diversisporales, Gigasporaceae. The record is from the annotation of a GenBank genome assembly.
AAUUUCCUCAAGUAUCUUGGUUCUACUAUGUUCCUAACGGUAUCAACCAGUUCUCAUUACUUUCCUCUAAUCUUUCCCAUUCUAAAACUUCAAAUCAGCUAGUGCUUGAAGUGCCUGACGAACUUGAAAUAGAUGAUCUUGAGGAAAGUAACUUACGCUUCUUUGAAUCAAGGGCCGCUGCCUUUGUUUUGUACAUGGAUGUAUUUUGA